This is a messenger RNA of Toxotes jaculatrix (banded archerfish), 2997 nucleotides long. RefSeq names its product RAD17 checkpoint clamp loader component (gene rad17). Lineage: Eukaryota; Metazoa; Chordata; Actinopteri; Toxotidae. Gene Ontology annotation, molecular function: chromatin binding; ATP hydrolysis activity; DNA clamp loader activity. Gene Ontology annotation, cellular component: Rad17 RFC-like complex; nucleus. Gene Ontology annotation, biological process: DNA repair; mitotic DNA replication checkpoint signaling; DNA damage checkpoint signaling. The transcript is spliced from 17 exons. The record is from RefSeq and is a predicted model, not a curated record. The coding region runs from base 305 to 2248 and encodes 647 amino acids.
UAACGCUUCACGUCACUUUUACGUCAAUGAACAGCCACUUUACGGCAUUCCGAGUCCACGGAGUUUAAAUAGAGAAACUCAACUUUGCAUCUCUGUUAACACUAACGUUACUCUCUUUUGAGCCAUAAAUUACUUCUUAUUAUACCCGAACGAGGGUCUGAAGUGACGGAAACACCGAGGUCUGCUUCUAACUCAACAAAUGGUCCAACAAGAUAUACCACCACCAACAACGUCUCCACUGAUUUUCAGGUUCCCAGUUUUUCAACUGAACUGCUCCCACCAAUGCGAAUCACCACGGUGAAGGAUGAACAAACUUUCUCUGGGAGAUAAAGCUGCUUCGGGCAGAGUGAACCGCUGGGUGGAUCCGUCUUUCAUUGAUUUGCCGGGGGAAAGCUUUUCUCUGCUUGAAAGAAGGAAGGGCACCCACUCGCGCUCUAAGGCCGAACCCAAGAGGGCGAGGAAGAGGAAAGGAGAGGCCUGCAGCUCAGACCCUCACACAUCCUAUCUGCCGACAGAGUCAGCCCAGGGGGAACAGGAUGAGCCCUGGGUGGACAGAUACUCACCUCGUUCAACGGCCGAGCUAGCUGUCCACAAGAAGAAGAUCGAGGAAGUGGAGAACUGGAUGAGAGCUCACAUAAACUCAUCAAAGGGCGGCAUCUUACUGCUGACAGGACCAUCAGGCUGUGGAAAGACUGCUACAGUCCAGGUUCUGUCUCAGAAGCUGGGCCUCGGGAUUCAGGAGUGGAUCAACCCCACCAAUCUGGAGACAUACAACAGCAGCAGUCAGCACGAAUGGCGGAUGAAUGGCUUGUCCUGCAGCUCCCAGUUAGCCCAGUUCCAGGACUUCCUCCUCAGAGCCAACAAAUACAACUGCCUGAGGAUGGUGGGUGACAGAGGAGCCACAGACAGGAAGCUCAUAAUGGUGGAGGAUUUGCCAAACCAGUUCUACAGGCAGCCUGGCAGCCUGCAUGAUAACCUGAGGCGCUUUGUGAAGACCAGUCGAUGUCCCCUGGUGUUCAUAGUGUCUGACAGUCUGAGUGGAGACAGUAGCUCACGCUUUCUUUUUCCCAGAGAGAUCCAGGAGGAGCUGGACAUCAGCAGCAUCAGUUUUAAUCCAGUGGCUCCAACCACAAUGAUGAAGGUCCUGGUGCGCAUUUCAACCCUGGAGGCAGGAAAGAGCUGUGGGAGGAUAUGUGUCCCAGACCAGGCAGUGUUGGAAAAGUUGUGUUCAGGAAGCUCAGGAGAUAUUCGCAGCGCCAUCAACAGCCUUCAGUUUUCCUCCCUCCCAGACACGUCGUUGGAAAAGGGGCUAUGGAGGCUAAAGAAGGACAGACCUGUAACUUCAGUGGGCAAAGCUUCUUCUAGGACAAACCAAAGGAAGAAGUCCAAACAGACAAAGGAGCAGGAAGAGGAGCAGGCGAUUGGAGGGAAGGAUGCCUCUCUUUUCCUGUUCAGAGCACUGGGAAAAAUCCUUCACUGCAAACGAGGGAAUCACGAAGGUGCCGAAGCAGCUGAACGUGCCCCUGGACCUGGUCUAUCAUCUCACCUGUCUCAUCAUCAUAGAGAAGCAUUAUUAGUAGACCCUGAGUUGGUUGUUGAUCGUUCACAUGUGUCUGGAGAGUUCUUCAACCUGUACCUCCAUCAGAACUACCUGGACUUCUUCUCUGAGGUGGAGGAUGUGGAACGAGCCAGCGAGUAUCUAUCUGAUGCUGACCUCCUCACUUCUGAUUGGACGAGUCGCAGCACCAUGGGGGGUUAUGGGUCUUCAGUUGCCACCAGAGGGCUCCUUCACUCCAACUCUCAGCAAGUCUCUGUUGGCUUCAGGCCGCUGCACAAACCCCACUGGCUGCUAAUCAGCAAGAAGCAUCGGGAGAACUGCCUAGCUGCCCGGUCCCUGUUCAGGAGCUUCUGUCUGACACCAGUGAGCCUGCAGACUGAGCUGCUGCCAUACCUGACCAAACUCACCAACCCCAUGAGGAACCAAGCUCAGAUAGCCUUUAUCCAGGACGUGGGUCAGAUGUCACUGAGGAGGUUCCCUGGCAGAUUAAAACUGGAGGCUCUGACGGACAAAGAGCCGGGCCAGCUGGACACAGACAGUGAGGAGGAAGAGGAGAAGGCGGAGGAGGAGAAAGAGGAAGGCCAGUGUGGAGGUGAGGAGGGCCUGCCUGCCAGUCAGCCUCCACCUACUAGGAGCCAAGUCCUUUUGGAGGAGGAGGACCUGAUCAUAGAGGAAUACAACAGUGAUUAACACACACAGCUCUUCCAUACAUCCACUGUCACACUGUGACACACUUUCACUUUUUCACUGUCAAAUUUGUGUUGUAUAGAUUUUUUUUAAAUGGAGUUAUGGUUUGGUAUGGAGGAAGAUUAGCACCAUGUGGAAUAAUAAAAAGUACCUCUGAGGCUAACUGACGUAAUGUAAAUAAUGUUCCAAAGUUGGUAUAUACUUUUUUUUUUUUUUAACUUUAAUUUGAAUCUUGAGAAUUAAAAUGGUGAAGUUGAUCCCAGAAGUGAAAUAAUUCUCCAUGUGGUCCUAACCCUCCUCCAUAGUAUGUUGCUGUGAUAAUAGUUCUGUUAUUACCAGUAUUUUUUGCCUUAUUGACAUGUUAAUUGGGCAAGAUAUGAUCACUUUUCAAAGGAGCUGAGUUGAAUUCAGUGAUUCUGUGGCUUGUCACAGGCUCAUAAUGCCAUGAAAGCACUGGAAUUAAUUGUAGUAAUCUCCCAAAGUGACCCUUAAGAGUUCAGUCCUAUCAGCUGAAACACUGUCAGUAUUUAUUAGUUUUAAGUGCACAUUCAGCACUUAUUUUCCUUUCUUUCUUUCUUUCUUUUUGUUUUUUUUUUUUACUCAACAUUUGUUUUGCUGGUUGAUUUUUGGGCCUGGACUAACCUGUAAUGGAGACCCGUCCAGGAACAAACCCAGCCCAGCUCUUUCACAUGGGUGGAAAAUAAGACAUAUUACAUUAAUGCUUAUUGAGAGAUAAGUUGUUUCAAUCUAAA